Messenger RNA from Diaporthe citri, 807 nucleotides. RefSeq lists its product as uncharacterized. The coding region runs from base 1 to 807 and encodes 268 amino acids. Lineage: Eukaryota; Fungi; Ascomycota; Sordariomycetes; Diaporthales; Diaporthaceae. The transcript is spliced from 3 exons. The record is from RefSeq and is a predicted model, not a curated record.
AUGGCGAGGAACGUCGCAGAGGACAACUGGCGCCUGAUGUCUUCUGCCGAGCUGCCGCCAUGUGAAGGACCCAAGCUCCAGGCAUUCAAAUACCGCUCUGCCCGCAUCCAUUGGGGAGAUUGUAUCGGCGGUGACAUUGGCUCGCAGUCUUAUGUAUUCAAGGUGAAGAUCAAGUCCAAGACCUAUGCGUUGAAAGUUUUCAAAUUCUUCAAGCCCUCGACCCAGAGGUUCGUUUUGGGUCCCAGAUUGGGGAAAUUAGUCAGCGACGACGAACUGGCUUUCCACACUGAUCCCUUUUUCGCCGAAUGUCGGGCCUACAGGCGCAUUGAAGAGGCGAGAGCCAAGGAAAAGCGGGUGCGGAAGGUCGUUGCCCGUUGCUAUGGAUUCCUGGUACUUGGAGCUCGAGAUGAGGAGCACCUGAAGAGGAACGGGUUUGAUCUCUGGCCUAGUACCAUGCUACCUGGCGACGGGUAUCGAGCCAUGGCCGAGGGGAGCCCAGUUCGUGCCCUCGUGAAGGAGUACAUCGAGAGAGACCCAGACCUCGAUUUACGCACCAUGAACGGGAUGCUCAAGGACAUCCGGUUCCUCAACAGGCACAAGUGUCUGAACAGAGAUAUCAAGCGGGACAACUAUCGCGACGGGCUGCUGGUGGAUUUGGGAUGUGCUUGGACCGAACCCCACUGCCUCAUCCGCCUGGUGAGUAAGGAGCGCGUGGAGACUUGGAGGAUAACGGACAGGGUACAAUUCGACAUAAUGGCGAAGGAACAGGGGUUUGACGGGAGAGACUUCAAGCGUCUCAUCAAGUAG